UCUUUAUCUGUUACACACGGAACGGCAACGUCGCAUUAACCUCCAACAUGGCGGAGGAAACGGUUUUGACUGAAGGCUCGUCCUUUAUGGACCCUUUUAAAGGACUUUUGUUGACAUAUUUUAUGCCGGAAUCAUGUUACGACGAGUUCUUUCUCAAUUUUAACUUUUUGUAUGUACCAUGUCUGAAGAUUGUGCUGAGCAAAGGCCUGGGGAUCGGCAUCAUCCUGGGAUCAGUGAUGGUGAAGUUGCCUCAGAUCAUCAAGCUGAUGGGAGCAAAGAGCGCUGAGGGCCUGAGCUUCCAGACGGUGCUGCUGGAGCUGCUAGCCAUCACAGGAACAAUGGCCUACAGCAUCGCCAACAAGUUCCCUUUCAGUGCGUGGGGCGAGGCUCUGUUCCUCAUGCUGCAGACGGUUGCCAUUGGCUUCCUCAUUCAGCACUACGGAGGCAGAACCAGCAGAGGUGUGCUGUUUCUGGUGGUGUUCAUCGGCCUGCUGGUCCUCGUGCUGUCUCCGGUCACUCCCAUGCCAGUGGUCACCUACCUGCAGGCCUCCAACAUGCCAGCCAUCAUCAUCGGCAGGCUGAUCCAGGCCGCCUCCAACCUCCGGAACGGGCACACGGGCCAGCUGUCGGCCGUCUCCGUCUUCCUGCUGUUCGCCGGAUCCCUCGCCCGCAUCUUCACCUCAGUACAGGAAACUGGAGACACGCUGAUGGCCUUCACCUACGUCAUCUCCUCCGCCUGCAACGGCGUCAUCGCCCUGCAGGUUCUCUACUACUGGAACAGCUCCCCGGAGCGCAAGAAGAAGAAAAAGAAGAGCGAGUAGGCUAAAGGACAGUUGCUAAACUUUCAAUCAUAGCACUUUUUAUUUCCAUGUCCCACUUUUUCGCCACAUUCUCAAAGAAGUGUCUUCAAAACUUGAACCAGUUGACACAUGAAAUGCAUGUACAGUAUAGAGAGCCCAGGCUGGGAAGUGCGGGACACUGAAUCUGCUGGACAAACACUUGACUGUGACUGUGAUGUAACGAUGCAAACAUGACAUGACGAGCAGACCUUCCAUGUGGGCCCACUGGCUUUAUGAUCAGUUAGCUGCUCUUAUCGGUGGCGUUUAGCUGUGAGCAGGGCUGCUGGGUCCAGAACGCUGUAAUCACAUUCCUCCCCUUCCUCAUUCCUGUCAGGCUGGGUUCACACUAGGGCUGCACCACAUGAGGAAAAUAUGCAAUAAUGUUGUUGAAUUUUACGGUAACUAUAUUACUUGCGAUAAAUAAACCGAUAUUAGUGUAAGUGUACUCGGUUCUACAUUCCUGAUGCUUUCGGUAUUCCGCUACAAUACAACAAAUUUCUUGUUAAAUUUAAAACCAAUGAAAGGAUAUAAUUUCCAACAUUCUUUUAUCGAACAAACUGAACAUUGAAAUGAAUAUAAAGCAAAAGGAAAUGGGAGAUGAAACUGAUUGGUUUAUUGCAUGUUGCAAAACACACCUCUGAAUUAAUGAAGACACUAAGUACAACCCUUUUGAACCGUGCACCUGGCGCACGUACCCCUUUAUCCGCCCGAAACACACCUGUGCCAUGCGCUUCUCGCCGUGUGCUUGGAGCGUUAUAAUAGGGCCUUCUGAGUGUCUUUUGCGAUGUGUCGCAGUCUUCGGCGAUGUGUUCAUAGCUCCAGUUGAAAUCGCGAUGACGAUUAAAAAAUAAAAAGACAAUAUAUUGUGCAGCCCUAGUUCACACUGCUGUUUAAAUGUCUGGAAACAGUUGGUGUACUUGUCUGUUGAUUUGUCACAUCCAGGGCAUCUGAUUUAGCAUUCUUAUCAUGUAGAUUAUUAUUGUGGAAAUCAUUUGAAAUGUAAAGAAUGUGUAAAGUAUGAUGUUUUGUCAAUCCCACAUAAACAGAAUCCCACACUGGCCCCGGU
Messenger RNA from Etheostoma spectabile (orangethroat darter), 1905 nucleotides. It is a transcript of the gene mpdu1b, whose product is annotated as mannose-P-dolichol utilization defect 1b. The transcript is spliced from 7 exons. The coding region runs from base 48 to 821 and encodes 257 amino acids. Gene Ontology annotation, biological process: oligosaccharide biosynthetic process. Lineage: Eukaryota; Metazoa; Chordata; Actinopteri; Perciformes; Percidae. The record is from RefSeq and is a predicted model, not a curated record.